UCUCCCUCAAACCCACAGUCUCGAGCAAAAACCUACGACGCACAAACAUCAGUGAGGAGCAGCCCCCUUCUCCUGCCACCACGGGACAUCUCAUAUGCAUUGGGUUUGUGAGUUCACUUGAUGUCGGCACCCUCAGGGGGUGGGAGGGCCUGCAGAAUCAAAACCCAGUCAUCACAGGUGAAACCUCCAACUAGCACAUCUGUGACCACCCUCAUGUUCCUACAGAGCACCAAAUAGCUCAUUCUGGAAAAAAACACUGCUUCAGAGCUAAAAGGGACUUACUUCCAACAUGGAGGGUGUAGCCGUCAACAACCUUAUAGACUUUGACCUACCCUCAGAGGCCACAACUCUCAGCAUAGAUGGAGACCAACAUCAAGGCCAUACAGACAUUUUCUCUCCAGAGCCGACAUCUUCCAUGGGAGUCCACCAGCAGCCCUUACUGCCAGAGCCCAUGGCGCCAACCAAGCCCAGCCCUCACCACCACCACCACAAUCACCAAGAGGAAGGAGGCAAUGACAGCGAUGCUACAGAGUCGGCAGACAGCGAGAAUGACAUGGACCCGCCAUCGCAUAUGUGGGAGCUGAGGAGGUCGUCAUCUUCGUCCGCCCACAGUGGAGAGGAGGCUGAUGCAGAGACAGUGGAGAGGAGGCAGUUCAUGAAGGCUUAUGUGGAGAAGGUGUUUCAUGGAAGGGAGGACUUUGAUCAGGAAGAGAAGGCUCGUUUUGGAGAGCUGUGCAGUGGAGAGAACGGCAAAGGCAGGGAGUGGUUUGCCAAAUACGUCAGCGCACAGCGCUGCCACUCUAAAUGUGUGAGUGAAGCCACCUUCUACAGACUGGUGCAGUCUUUUGCGGUUGUGCUGUUUGAAUGUUACCAGAUGGAUGACUACAGCCCAGCCAAAAACCUUAUGACAAUGUGCUUCACAUACUACUACAUUGGGAAGUGCCAGCCAUCUCCCUCAGAGUUGCUGGAUCGUGGUGGUCCUCCAGCUGGUCUGGACUCGUACCUCAACAAGGCCAACUUCUGGCUGUCUGGGAAGAAGGAUGCUGCUGAGCGCCUCCUCAAGAACACAUCUAAAAGUGACGUCAAAGGCUUCUUUGGAGGCUUAGAGAGCAAGCUGAGAAGCUCAAUAGCUGCCAAGACUGAGGAUGGUGAAAGCCCAGUUGAGACAAAGCCCAAAUCACCAGUGUCAGAGGCUCCAGAGGAAAAGAAAGGAGAAAAGGUGUAUCUGUACACCCACCUGAAGCAGCAACCCAUCUGGCACACAUUAAGGUUUUGGAAUGCUGCAUUUUUUGAUGCUGUCCAUUGUGAGAGGAAGAAAAGAUCACCAACCACGAGGGGAGCGCAGGAUGAAGAGAAAGAUGAGAGGGAGAAGUGGUGUCAUAUGACCCAGGAGGAGAGGGACGACACCUCCAAAAUCGAUGAAAACAUCGCCUUCGGCCAACUCGGGACAUUUACUCAUAACAUGCUGGCGUUUGGGCUCAGCAAGAAGCUCUGCAAUGACUUCCUGAAGAAGCAGGCUGUCAUCGGGAACCUGAAUGAAGAACAGUACAAGUUGCUGACCGACCACAUAGAGAAAAUGGCGGCAGAGUGAGUUUGAGGACGACAGGCCGCAUUUCAAAGUCUCCACACAAGAGACUGACAGCACAGACACACACACACAUCAGCAAUUUCUUGGCAACUCGGUGUCACAGUGACCAACUCUUCGUUUGACUGUUGUUGCAUUUAUGUGAUGCACUGCUGAUAAACAACAUAACUUACUAUACUGAACUGUGCCAUAGUUGUAGCAAAUCCUGUAUAUCCAGCUUGGUAGUGCUCUUCUGCACCCUGUCCUGUAUCAGCAAUAAUACAACAUCAUUAGCCAAUGCAUACUUAAAUAUCUUUAACGCCUCUGUCUGUGACCUGCUGGACUAAAAGCAUAAAGUGAAACCAUCCAGUAUAAACCUAAACAGCCUCAGUAUGGUGUCACACACUCUGGAUUUAUAUAUUAUACACAUGAUGUGUAAAUUAUAUAUCCUCAAUGCUGUUUUUCUUCUGUGUUUCCAUGGUAACCACAUUUAUUACAUGUUAGCGUAUCACAUCUAACAGCAUCUGAUGAAGCGCUGUACUAAGUGUCGCCCUGCUUUGUUAUGUUUUACAUCAAUGUCUACAGCAGUUCAAACCAGACUGGGGUGUAAUAGUAUAUGGCAAUAAUAAGUCAUAGUGUUUCAAUGUGCUAUUCAGGUGGUAUCGGGUCAGUUUUCUAUCCCAGUGUCACUUAAGUUAAAGGGACAAUUCACCCCAAAAUUCAAAAUACAUAUUUUUCCUCAUACUUGUAGUAUCAUUCAAGAUUAUUUUGGUGUGAGUUCAAAGUGUCAGAGAUAUUUGCUGUAGAGAUGUGCCUUCUCUCCAGUAUAAUGGAAGUAGAUGGCAUUCAGCUAGUGGUACUCAAAGCACCAAAAAGUA
Molecule: messenger RNA, 2442 nt
Organism: Epinephelus lanceolatus (giant grouper)
Lineage: Eukaryota; Metazoa; Chordata; Actinopteri; Perciformes; Serranidae
Product: KIAA0513 ortholog
Source: RefSeq, a predicted model, not a curated record